Lodderomyces theae is the source of this 1386-nucleotide messenger RNA. RefSeq names its product protein-arginine N5-methyltransferase (gene RMT2). Gene Ontology annotation, cellular component: nucleus; cytoplasm. The record is from RefSeq and is a predicted model, not a curated record. The coding region runs from base 1 to 1386 and encodes 461 amino acids. The transcript has a single exon. Gene Ontology annotation, molecular function: protein arginine N5-methyltransferase activity. Lineage: Eukaryota; Fungi; Ascomycota; Pichiomycetes; Serinales; Debaryomycetaceae. Gene Ontology annotation, biological process: peptidyl-arginine methylation.
AUGUCUGACCUACAUGAUCUUUGUAAAUUCCCACAACGCCCAAUAACAGGCACGUACAUAGACAAUCUCAAGUACUAUUUAAAAAACGGAAUACCGGCUACUUACACAGUUGAAGAAGCAUACAAUUACACCAAUGGCAUCGAACAGGAGGAGCCCACGACAACUACGACUCCUUUGCAUUUGAUAUGCACACAUGUGCCCAAGGACGUGACACAGGACGAAGUUGGUAUUGUUUGUCGAAUGGUUGAAAUUUUAUUUGAGUAUGGAGCUGGGUGGAGUUUCACUGACAUUAAUAACAAUACGCCUGGUUGUAUUUUGAUUGCGAGGGGGUUGGAUAAUUUACCAGUUUAUCAGCAGAUAGUUGAUGCUGGAGUUAGGGCGGAAUUAUUGUUGAGGAAGGUGAGUGAGUAUGACAUGGAAGUGAUUAGUGACACUGAGGAUUUGGACCAUGAAGCAUUUGUGGUGAAAACUGCUGAGACCGAGGACAAGGACGAUGCUGCUUCAAAGGACGAAGAAGGUGCUGCUCCAGCUGUGCCGGUUGCCGAAGCUAACCCACCACACAAUACCUCUAUUAACAACACGUUACCCGAUGAUGAGCCAAAUGCACCUUCGCAAAACCAACAAUCAUACCUCAACACCAAACUCGAAUACGUAGACGAUGCAUUAGUCACAAAGGACAGGAAAGACGGGGUGAUGAUGUCGUGGGAGACAGAUAUUAUGCAACUUGGAGCAAACACACUCUUCAAAGGUGCAUAUAUUGAACAAGACGAGCUUGAUUCGGAAGUCAACAUACUAAACAUUGGGUUUGGAAUGGGGAUAAUUGACACCAUGAUCCAGGAAAAAACCCCCACCAUGCAUUAUAUAUGUGAAGCACACCCUGACGUGCUUGCGAAAUUGGAGACGGAUGGAUGGUUCGCCAAGCCCAAUGUCAAGAUUCUUGCAGGGAGGUGGCAGGAUGAACUUCCAAAAUUACUCAACCAAGGCGUUUUCUUCAAUGGGAUCUAUUACGAUACUUUCUCAGAACACUAUUCCGACAUGUUGGACUUGUUUGAUAUGGUGGUAGGGUUAUUGAAACCACAUGGUGUUUUUUCGUUUUUCAAUGGGUUGGGAGCUGAUCGACAAGUGAUUUACCAAGUGUAUAGGAAAUUGGUUGAAUUGGAUUUGGCAAAUUAUGGAUUGGAGUGCAAAUUUGUGGAUGUUGAUGUUCCAAAAUCAUUGUUUAAAAGAAAGAGCAAGCGAGAGAGUGGGAGUGGGAGUGGGAGUGGGAGUGGGAGUGAUGAUGAUGAUGGCGAUGCGGAGGAUGGGAGUGUGUGGGAUAAUGUAAAGAGGAGCUACUGGUCUUGUCCUACGUAUUAUCAUCCGGAAGUGAAAUUUAUAGAUUUUUAA